AUGUCUCGCAUCAAACAGACACUUAGUGUGGAAUUGGAAAUAGUUGAAACUCACGCUUGGAGUGACUCUACAAUCGUCCUCAAUUGGUUGGCAGUGCGCCACGUGACCUUCAAGGUUUUUGUAUCAAAUAAAGUACAGUCAUUACUUACGGACUUCCAGUGGCACCAUAUAUCGUCAGAAGAUAAUCCGGCUGACUGUGCUUCCCGGGGAUUAACACCAUCUGGUUUAGUGAAUCAUGUACUAUUUUGGAAGGGUCCAACGUUCCUCACGUCACCCACCGUCGAAUGGGCUACUCGUGUUCCUUCAUUUGAACCGGACCAACUUCCCGAGGCUAAGCAAGUUUUUGAGUGUUAUCUCACGCGCGUAGAGCUCGAUUCGGCGUCAUUGGCAAUUGUCCGAUUUUCCCAACUAACAUUCUUCAGCAAACUUCGUCAUGAAUUAAGUUGUUCAAAACCAAUAUCGGUGCGGUCUGUUGCACGACUCCGACCUUACAUUGAUGAUAGUGGCGUAAUCCGAGUAGGUGGUCGAUUAUCCAACGCUCAACUAUCAAACGAACAACGACAUCCAGUUCUAUUGGCAAAAUCGUCUCAUCUAUCUCUACUUCUAAUACGUCAUUGGCACGAUCUCACCGGCCACAGUGGUCCCCGCGUCAUAACAGCACUCUUGGGACGUCAAUAUUGGAUUAUGUCAGUGGGUAUUCUUAUUCGUACAGUCAUCAGUCACUGUACGCGUUGCGUUAGGCUGUCAGCCGCUAACCCACAACCGGUUAUGGCAGAUCUGCCGCGAUCCCGUGUAACCGAAUGUCGCCCUUUCUCCCGUGUAGGGAUUGAUUACGCAGGGCCGUUGCUGAUGAAGGAGCACCGUCUUCGGAAGGCGCGUCAGUAUAAAAUUUAUGUGGCAGUAUUCGUAUGUUUUGCAGUCAAGGCGGAACAUCUAGAGGUCGUGUCUGACUUAUCCACUAAUGCCUUUAUAGCUGCGCUCAAUCGGUUUGUCGCCCGUCGUGGUCUUCCCACCGAUAUCUACUCCAACUGCGGGACAAAUUUUCUCGGCGCCGCAGCCCAACUCAAAAACCUUAUAAACCGUCGAGACAACCAAGGUCAACUGUCGGCAUCUAUACAAUCUGUUUGGCAUUUUAACCCCCCAGGCGCACCGCAUUUCGGCGGCCAAUGGGAGGCGGCAGUGCGUUCGGCCAAGACCCUUUUAAUCCGCAUCAUGGGAGAGCACACAAUUACUCUAGAAGAAUUUACUACUAUAUUGUGCGACGUGGAGGCUAUAUUAAAUUCGCGCCCGCUCACUCCAAGCUCCACUGAUCCUAACGAGAUUGACUACUUGUCGCCAGGACAUUUUCUUAUCGGUCAACCGUUACUUGCGCCGCCAGAGGAAAACAUACCGCCCACUCAAUAUUCUUUGCAUAACCGCUGGAAGCUACUCAACCAAUGCGCUCAAGCCUUUUGGCGUCGCUAG
Molecule: messenger RNA, 1464 nt
Organism: Rhopalosiphum maidis (corn leaf aphid)
Lineage: Eukaryota; Metazoa; Arthropoda; Insecta; Hemiptera; Aphididae
Exons: 2
Coding region: 1-1464 (487 amino acids)
Biological process (GO): DNA integration
Molecular function (GO): nucleic acid binding
Source: RefSeq, a predicted model, not a curated record